Messenger RNA from Penicillium griseofulvum, 840 nucleotides. Its product is annotated as phosducin family protein. NCBI's taxonomy places the organism in Eukaryota, Fungi, Ascomycota, Eurotiomycetes, Eurotiales, Aspergillaceae. The transcript is spliced from 3 exons. Gene Ontology annotation, biological process: regulation of G protein-coupled receptor signaling pathway. The record is from RefSeq and is a predicted model, not a curated record. The coding region runs from base 1 to 840 and encodes 279 amino acids.
AUGUCCGCCCAAGAAGAAUUCAACCAGCUGGUGAACAGUAACCGUUCACAAUUCACCUCUCACCCAGAAGACCACGACUCAGACCCGCACUUCUCCGACGACGAACCCUCUUCCCGCCUCCGCUCCCGUCAAACCGUCGACUCCUCCGACGAAGAAGCCGAAGCCGACAUGGUCUCCUCCCGCACCCCAAACUACCACAUCCCCAACACCGUCUACGAAGCCAACACAGGUCCAAAGGGCGUCAUUGCCGACGCCCAGGCCUUCGAGCGCGCCCGCAAGAAGUCCUUCCGUCGCACCCUCCUCAGCGCCGCGGGGCUCGACUCCCACUCUUACAGCUCAAAGUCUAUUCGCGAUGACGUGCCCCUCGCAAGCGGCGACCAGUCCUCUGCCAGCGAAGACGACGACGAAGCCCGCUUCAUGAACAAAUGGCGUCAGUCACGCAUGCAUGAGCUACAGGAUCGGAGUAACCGCCGACCCAGUCCGCGGGGUAGACGGUUCGGGUCGGUUCAGACCGUUGAUGCGGUGGGAUAUCUCGAUGCUAUUGAGAAGGUGACUUCUGAUACGGUGGUUGUUGUCUGUAUCUAUGAUCACGAGUGUGAUGACAGCGCUAUCGUCGAGGAAUGUCUUGUUACUAUCGCUCGCAGACAACCUACUAUUCGUUUCGUCAAGUUGCACCAGUCCAUCGCCGAGAUGGAUCACAUCAAGGCACCCGCUCUGCUGGCGUACCGUGGUGGCGAUGUCUUUGCUACUAUCGUCGAUGUCCUGCACAAUAUUCCUCGCGGCCGUAGCUGCAGUGCUGACAGUCUCGAGGACUUGUUGAAGCUGAACCGUGUGCUAUGA